Sugiyamaella lignohabitans is the source of this 591-nucleotide messenger RNA. RefSeq lists its product as uncharacterized. Gene Ontology annotation, cellular component: membrane. The transcript has a single exon. The record is from RefSeq and is a predicted model, not a curated record. NCBI's taxonomy places the organism in Eukaryota, Fungi, Ascomycota, Dipodascomycetes, Dipodascales, Trichomonascaceae. Bases 1 to 591 code for a protein of 196 amino acids.
AUGGCCAGAGGGGUUUUGUUCACGUCGGAUUUGUUGUUGGCGCUGCUGGCGCUGUUCUUGCCACCAGUGCCUGUGUGGAUCAAGUGUGGUUUCUGGAGCUGGCAGCUGCUUCUGGAUGUUUUCCUGGUCCUUUUCGGCGGCAUUCCCGCCGCUAUUUACGCCUGGUACAUUAUUAUCAAGUAUCCCGACGACGGCAUUCCGUUUUUCGACGUCCGUCGCGGCACCUACGAGAUUAUUCCCGACGUCGAGAACCAGGACGACUACGAUAACGGAGCUGGCUCAUCACAACAACAAUCCUAUCCACAGUCACAGUCACAACCACAAUCACAACAAUCAUACCAUCCAUCGCAAUAUCCACAAGAUAAGAAACAGAAACAGGCGCAAUCACAGGAUUCACAACCGCAGGCUGGCGAAGGGUCCGGACCGGCGCCAUUUAACGGCUGGAACCGACCGGGCGAUUAUUCAGACCACCCUGACGAGGCCGGUGCCGGCGCUUCAGGCUCGCGACCGCCUCCCUACGAACCAGGCGCCAAUGCGCCCACUGGAGCCGAUAACAAGGUCCAGUACCACGACGAUAGUUUCAACCGCUAG